Didymodactylos carnosus is the source of this 930-nucleotide messenger RNA. Lineage: Eukaryota; Metazoa; Rotifera; Eurotatoria; Philodinida; Philodinidae. The record is from the annotation of a GenBank genome assembly.
AUGUCUGAAUCAAAGUCUCAAUUAUGUUGUUCUCGUUUUGCAUCGACCGUCAAACGUUUGUUGCCUUCAAUGGUCUCAUGGUGUCUUCUUCUAUCAUUAUCAACAAUUUAUUUUUUAUUUAUUUGUCCUUCCAUUACGAAAACAGUGUUGAUUCCUAUUGCACAUGGUAUAUUAUUUUAUUUUGUUUGUACUAAUUUUGUUUUGGCAACAUUUAUGGAUCCGGGAAAAUAUGAUCGAGCACUCGUAGAAGAAUAUGAAAACGAUCAAGAAUCAACAUAUUAUAAAACAGUCGAAAUUCGUGGCACAUCUGGGCGAAUGAAAUGGUGUCAAACAUGUCAGUUUUAUCGACCACCAAGAUGUUCACAUUGCUCCAUUUGUGAUUUUUGUAUAGACACAUUUGAUCAUCAUUGUCCCUGGCUGAAUAAUUGUGUCGGUCGUCGUAAUUAUCGUUAUUUUAUUCAAUUUUUGAUAUCUGUCUUAUUACACAUGUUUGUUGUAUUUGGUUUUUCAUUUUAUUAUUUAUCUUUGAAUCGUGAUCGUUUAACUGAAUUAAGAACAAUUAUGUCCAUUGUACUUAUGAUUUUUAUUGUUCUUUUAACAAUACCCAUUUGUGGACUCACUGGAUUUCAUUUUGUUCUAAUUGCAAAAGGAAAAACAACAAAUGAACAAGUAACUGGAAAAUUUAAGAAUAAUAUGAAUCCAUUUGAUGAUGGUUGUUUCAGCAAUUGUUUACAAACAUUUAUAGCCACAACAUAUCCAAAAUUACGUCGAGUAAUUAAAAAAAAAGUCAAACAAGUAUCUCAAAAGAAAAAAUCUCGAAAAUAUGAAGUAAGAUCAGAUCAAAAACCAACGGUACAUCAACAGAAUAGCGAUGUGGAAACAAGUAAAAAUAAAGCAACGUAUAAACAAAUAACAAUGACAUCUGUGUAA